AUGGUUUUGACCCACCGCGAUCAAAAGAACACCACCCUGGUUGCUGCAGCUGCUGCUUUGGCCGGCAGAAGAAGCAUUCUUCUGUUGCAACUACACCCGAGGAGAAUCGAGCCCUAAGAAUGGGUGAUUCUGAUGAUGAAGAGAUGAACCUCUCCUUGCUUCCCAAGAGGUUUGGAAACUCAACAUUUCUUAUUGAUUCAAUUCCAGUAGCAGAGUUCCAAGGUCGUCCACUGGCAGAUCAUCCAGCUGUAAAGAACGGUCGCCCACCUGGUGCUCUGACCAUUCCUCGUGAACUUCUUGAUGCAUCAACUGUUGCAGAGGCAAUCAGUGUAAUCUCUUGCUGGUACGAGGAUAAGACUGAGUGGGGACAGCGUGUUGGGUGGAUUUAUGGGUCUGUAACCGAAGAUGUGGUCACUGGGUACAGGAUGCACAAUAGAGGAUGGAAAUCAGUUUACUGUGUGACCAAGCGCGAUGCUUUCCGAGGGACUGCACCUAUCAAUCUAACUGAUAGGCUUCAUCAAGUCCUCCGGUGGGCUACGGGUUCUGUUGAAAUUUUCUUCUCUCGGAACAAUGCUUUACUUGCCAGCUCAAGAAUGAAGCUUCUGCAGAGGAUUGCCUAUCUCAAUGUCGGCAUCUACCCUUUCACCUCCAUAUUCCUGAUUGUCUACUGCUUCCUCCCUGCGCUGUCUCUGUUCUCCGGCCAGUUCAUUGUCCAGUCCCUUAAUGUUACUUUCCUUACAUACCUUCUGGUAAUUACUGUGACUCUGUGUCUGCUAGCUGUCCUCGAAAUUAAAUGGUCCGGCAUUGAGUUAGAGGAAUGGUGGAGAAAUGAGCAAUUUUGGCUUAUUGGAGGAACUAGUGCUCAUCUUGCUGCCGUGCUUCAGGGGCUUUUGAAAGUUAUUGCACGAAUUGAAAUUUCGUUCACCUUGACAUCGAAAUCAGGUGGUGAUGAUGUGGAUGAUGAAUUUGCUGAUCUUUAUCUUGUGAAGUGGACAUCGUUGAUGAUCCCGCCUAUCACAAUCAUAAUGGUUAACCUGAUUGCAAUAGCAGUUGGUUUCAGUCGCACAAUAUACAGCGUCAUUCCACAAUGGAGCCGAUUGUUAGGGGGAGUUUUCUUCAGUUUCUGGGUAUUGGCUCAUCUCUACCCUUUUGCUAAAGGGCUAAUGGGAAGAAGAGGGAGGACUCCUACCAUUGUUUUUGUCUGGUCAGGGCUCAUUGCAAUCACCAUAUCUCUUCUCUGGGUAGCUAUCAACCCACCUUCUGGAACAAACCAAAUUGGAGGUUCAUUCACGUUUCCCUGAUAAAUCAUUCUUUUCUGUCAGAGUUCCGUAUGAUAUUCCAUUGAAUUCUUGUACUUCAAAGUUAAUUAUGUUAGUUAACAGACUAAUUUAUUUUCUUUCUCA
Molecule: messenger RNA, 1403 nt
Organism: Carica papaya (papaya)
Lineage: Eukaryota; Viridiplantae; Streptophyta; Magnoliopsida; Brassicales; Caricaceae
Source: RefSeq, a predicted model, not a curated record